ACCAAUACUGACUUAUGGAUUAGAAGUUAUUCUACCAGGGAAAUGUGCUAUGGAAAAAUUAGAAGUGUUUCAGAAAAAAAGUAUAAAACAACUACUAUCCUUGCCAAACAACACAGCGGAUGCAGCGAUAUAUAUUAUAUCUGGAGUCCUACCUGUAGAAGCUCAAAUACAUAAAAAAGCAUUAACAUUACUAAACAACAUCUGCCUACAAGAUGACAACUCUAUAGAAAAAACUCUCGCUCAAAGACAGACAAUUGUGAAAGACGGAAAAAGCAAUAGUUGGUUCAUUGAAAUCAGGAGACUACUGUGGUUUUAUGAUCUUGAUGACAUUAUUUCAGUAAUAUCCAACCCAUUUAAACGUGUCGUAUGGAAAAACAAAGUAAAAAAUGUAGUUAACUACAAGUGGAAAGAACAAAUCUUAACAACUGCAGUACAUUACAAAAGUCUACAACACAUGAACUUUCAAUUCUAUCAACCUGGACAUACACAUCCUAUACUAAGAAUAAAAACCAAAUCAACAAGAGACAUUACCCGCAUACCAGUGAAACUAAAACUACUUGUGGGAACAUAUAUCCUUCAAAGUACGAAAGCAAACUUCAACCAAAAUUCUGUGAAUCCCACAUGCCAACUAUGUAAUGAAUCUAGUGAGACUCUGGAACACUUUAUAUUAGAAUGUAUCAACCUACAAACAGUUAGAAAGCCCAUAAUCAAUGACAUUAUAAUAGAAUUUAAUAAGUGUGCAAAGAAUGAUGGUCAGUGGCAGACCUUGAACCAAAUCGAGAGAGUAAGAUACUUAAUUGACUGCUCCCACCUACUAACUAGACCUACUGAAGAUGACAUACAGAGAUUAGCAGACCUAGAGUACCAAAUCAGAAGACUUCUAUACUGUCUUCAUACUGAGAGAUACAGACAAUACGCGGCCUUAGGCGAUGUUAAUGGCUCUGCUAACCGACUGUACACUAUUACAUAGGUAGUGUUGUGACGUGUACAGUGCGGGUGUACAUAUACCAGUGAUACGUAAAUAAUUGGUUUAAACAUUGGUGACGGUGAUAAACCAUACGUGGUAAAACACGGUUCUCCAACGUUGGAGGAAAGAUACAGAAUACAGAAUACAGAAUAUGGCUCCAUAAACACAGAGGAACGGAAAACAACAACUCAUACCGAUGAUAUUGCAUUGCACCAGAAACUCCACUAGACUAUGUUGCCGUUUCGUUAAUCGCAUGCUGUGAUUAUACUGGUGUUGUUUCCCGUGACAAAUCUUGCGAUAUUUUUAGCAAUAUAAUAGUUACAGUCAAAUACUUUGAUUUAUGUUUUGGUCUAUGUCUUUCUAUUAUAUAAUUAUGUACAUGUGUUCUUUGUUGAUAGGAGAAAUCAUUAUUGAUUUUCGUCAUGUUUGAUUUUAUCCCUAUGUAUUCCUCAAGUUCGUAUGAUGUAAAUAAAUGAUCUAUUCAUUUUAUAACCUUGAUGUAUGAAUGAAUUGUGAAUCCGUAUUUGGAUUUUAGUCCUAUAAGUAUACAUUUAUAUGGGAAAUGAAUGAGCAUGUGUGUAAAAUACAUGAUAGAGAAUUGUUAUUUUAAUUCCUUUCUGAUUUAUUUGGUAAUAAACAUAUUGUUUUGUAAUCGCUCUAUGCAUGUGUGAAUACUAAAAUAAACAAAAAUAUGUAUAAUAGAAUGAAAACUACAGGGACAAGCCCAUUACUUGAACAGUAAAAAUAUGCUUUGUUAAGGGGUACACGUCAAGGAUCCAAACAACAAUGAACUAGAGACACAAACAUUGUUACACCACUUCUUAAAUCAUAAGUUUCACUUUUUGUUUUAUUACUGAAUUUUACAAAUAGAAUUACACGUGCCUGGAAAACUGUGAUAAUGUGAUGUCUGCAUUAAAAUUAAGCACGGCUAAAAUAGCGUAUUUAUACAUACAUAGUUUAGUCACACAUGGCAUUCCAGAGAGUGUUUAUGUUGAUUUUUUCAAUUUACUCCGAUUCAAGCACACACAUGCAUAAUAUGAUUGAAAUAAUAAAACCAUUUCGCAACGUUGCCUUACAAACAUCUUUUUAAGCAUUGUACUUUUGAAAUAUUUUGGAAAACCUUUUUCUACUACUGUAGUACAAAAUUGCUGUUUUAGAAAUAUCAAAUACUUGCU
This is a messenger RNA of Mya arenaria, 2142 nucleotides long. RefSeq lists its product as uncharacterized. The transcript is spliced from 2 exons. NCBI's taxonomy places the organism in Eukaryota, Metazoa, Mollusca, Bivalvia, Myida, Myidae. Bases 50 to 970 code for a protein of 306 amino acids. The record is from RefSeq and is a predicted model, not a curated record.